UUUUAAGUAAAGACAAUUGCCAAAAAAUGAGAAAUGCAGUCCCAGAAUGCACCAGACAAUUAAGUAAAUGCUACGAAACACAAAAACCAGAUGACUGCAAUGCGGCCGAUAAAUUUUGCUCGACUCAAAUCUACGAGAUUUUUGAUCAAACCUCCGGUCUAAAUUGCUACGAUAUACGUACCUCAAAUCUCACUUCGUAUACAUACCCACCAGAAGACUAUCUAAAUUAUUUGAAUCAGUCUACUGUUACCAAGCAAAUCGGUGCAAAAAAACUCUAUGUAGAAUGUUCGAAUACGGUUUAUGAUGGCUUUGCUAACAAUGGAGAAAACGCGUUAAGUUCCGCCAACGAUGUGAAGUACCUGUUGAAUAAUAACAUACGUAUUUUAUUAUAUUACGGGGACCAAGAUUUCAUGUGCAAUUGGUAA
This is a messenger RNA of Ambispora leptoticha, 425 nucleotides long. Lineage: Eukaryota; Fungi; Glomeromycota; Glomeromycetes; Archaeosporales; Ambisporaceae. The record is from the annotation of a GenBank genome assembly.